Messenger RNA from Haliotis rufescens (red abalone), 2004 nucleotides. RefSeq names its product phytanoyl-CoA dioxygenase, peroxisomal-like. The transcript is spliced from 9 exons. Gene Ontology annotation, molecular function: phytanoyl-CoA dioxygenase activity. NCBI's taxonomy places the organism in Eukaryota, Metazoa, Mollusca, Gastropoda, Lepetellida, Haliotidae. The coding region runs from base 208 to 1200 and encodes 330 amino acids. Gene Ontology annotation, biological process: fatty acid alpha-oxidation. The record is from RefSeq and is a predicted model, not a curated record.
UGAAACCAGGCCUCAGUUUAUCUGUGUCAGACAGCAUGACCCCAAUCAGUACAAAGUACAAGGUCACUGGAUAAAUACUCUGUUUUGCCACGUACAGUGCUUCUGUCACUGGUUAAUAACAUUGCUUCGUAUUACCUUUGUUGAAUGGUGGAUCGUAGAUAGCAGAGGAAAGUUGUGUUUUGAAAGUCUGAUGUGUGGACUGUUGAAAUGGCAGAACGACUUCAAACAGUGAUUGGCCAUUUGACUGGUUCUCGGACAAUUCAGUUUGAGCCUGUGUCCCAGCUUCAGACUGUGGGGGGCGGGGGGCUUGAGCUGACGUACAGCAACCCCCGUCUCACACCAGAACAGCGACAGUUCUACGAGGAGAAUGGAUACCUGGUCAUCAAGAAGCUGGUGGCACAGAAGGACUUGGACAGAUAUAGGGAGAGAUUUGCGAAGAUUUGCAAGAAGGAGGUGCAGGUUCCACGCCUUAUAAUCAUGAGAGAUGUCAGCAUCGCGAAGUCUGAGUUUGUGCCUGGAGAAAAGGCCAUCACAAAGAUACAGGAUUUUAUGUACGAUGAUGUCCUCUUCGACUACUGCUGCCUGCCUCAAGUCGUGGACUACGUGGAGUGUUUCACCGGCGGGAAUGUCAUGGCCAUGCACACGAUGCUGAUUAACAAGCCACCAGACCCAGGCAAAAAGUCGUCGCGGCACCCCAUGCACCAGGACUUGUACUACUUCCCCUUCAGACCCGCCAAGAGAAUCGUGUGUUCCUGGACAGCCAUGGAGACAGUGAACAGACAAAAUGGCUGCCUUGUAGUUCUGCCCGGCAGCCACAAGGGGGAGCUGCUGGAACAUGGCUACCCUGAGUGGGAGGGAGGUGUGAACAAGAUGUACCACGGGAUCAAGAACUACGACCCCAGCUAUCCCCGGGUACACCUGGAGAUGGAGGCAGGGGACACAGUCUUCUUCCACCCCAUCCUCAUUCAUGGCUCCGGCACCAACAAGACGAAGGGCUUCCGGAAGUCCAUCUCUUGCCACUACGCCUCAGGCAACAUGGAGUACAUUGACAUAGACAAGGGACAUGUCCAGUCCACCAUUGCAGACGAGGUGCUGGACCUGGCUCAGAAGAAAACAGGCCUGGAUCGGGACCAGAUCAAAUUUGCUGAUAUCUGGAAGUUCAAGAGUCGCCUGGUGAAAGGGGAAGACUGCAGCACUUAAAUCUAUCAACACAGAAAUGUAAACUGACAACUGAUAGACAGAGCUUUAAGUCCCUAGUUGAUUAAUUCUUGAAUUCUCGUACAUGGUACAUCUCCCGUUAAUCCCAUUGGCUUCGUCAUAUUGUUAACUUUGUAUAUUGAUCCUACCUUUAAUCCAAUUUAGGUACUCUCAUGAAAAAGACAUUGUUCACAAGACAUGGCACUAAGUGUGCAACAUUAGACAUAAUAGUAUUUAUACUGAUGGCCAAAGUAUGCAAUCAUGUGAUUUGUCUGUGAAAUAGAUGGCCUAUUGUCUGUGGAAGUUUCUGCUGUGUAUGUAACUAUAAUUCCACAACUAAGUAUUACCUUUGUCCUCCAUGAAAUCCCAACAAAGGAAGCCUGUGAACUUAUCAAGUUCGAGCAUGGCUUUGUCUUGACAGUCUGUAGACCCAUAGUACACUGUGUGUGUCACACAGCAAGAUGGUAAGGAUGUUUGUAUUCUGCAAGUGUUGAUUUAUGAAACAGCCUAUACCCAGGAUAAUGGAUUCAUGAAAAGAAAAUACUUGUUAUUCCAUUUGUACAAGUUUUAGUUGACUAAAGGCUGUGGACGUACAAUGUUGACAAGAUGAGUACACUGGCUUCUUGUUGAUCUGGUUGUAGAAUAUUGUUGAUAAUGUACAAAUAUGUCACAGAUUAUACAAAUAUGUCACAGAUUAUACGAUGUAUUAUCCCAGUCAUGUAAUUAAUGUAAUGUAAUUUUAUAAAUGAGAAAAUGACAUCAACUGAGUGUCUGUGAUUUGUAAAUAAAAUUAUUUGUUGAUGAGUA